AACCGGAAAAAAAUUACCAGAAAUAGACUCAAAAAUAAGAAAGACUUUUGUCUGAAAAUCUCCGAAAAUAAAAACAUCAGUUAAAUUCAUACAAAAUUAUCUACAAAAACAUAACAAAAGUAAACAGCAAAUCCCCAAAAUAUAACUAACAAAAUUGUAAUUCGUUUCGUUUUCAAAACAAUAAUAAAAUCGCGAAAUCACUGGAAAUUCACCAAAAUCAGUUCAAAAAUAUUUUAAAAUCGGUUCAAAAAUAAACCUCCAAAAAUAAAACACUGGAAACAUUCGAUAAAUAUACAUUCUUGGCAUUUAUAGACCACAAAUCACAACAUAAGUUCCCAAAAAAAAUCAACAAGCAAUAUUUUCAAUUUUAAUAUUGCGAAAAAUGCUGAUCCAAAAUAGAGAUUGAGGAUUUUCGGGGAUAGCCAAGCAAUUUUUUAGCCGCAAAGAGUGCAUAUUUAGAAUAAAAACACAAAUUUAUGGCUCCACGUCGCAACAGUAGCAUCAGCAGCAGCGGCAACACCACUCAGCAGCAGCAGCAACAACAUCAGCAACAGUUGCAGCAGCAACACCAAACGCAGCAGCAGCAAUUGCUGCAGUUCUACGCGGAGAACACGAAUUCUUCAGGCGUCUUGAUGGCGCCCAUGCAAGGAUCUGGGGGCGUCGGAGGGGGCGUGGUUCGCUGCUGCCUACCCAGUGGAGAUUGUCGAAAAUUGGAUGCUUUGAUACCUCUGACAGAGUUAUCCUUGGCGGACUGCAUACGAGUGCUGUGCAACAAUGAGAACUGCAGUGCAGGUCAAUAUAUGCAUCGCGAGUGCUUCGAAUUUUGGGAGGCGGGCGUUUUGCAGACCCUCAAGGCCAAUGGCAGAGCUCGAUCCUGGUCGGAGAGGCAACGUCUUCAGCAUUUGUGGACCAAAAAGGGUUACGAGUUGGUCCACAAGGCCUGCAGCUGCAAAUGUGGCAGAGGACAACUGCGAAAGGAUCUCGACUGGGUGGCACCAACCAUUCAGGGCGUAAUAUACCUCAAUGGAUCUGGUAAUCGGGGUAACCUGAAUGGAAACCUCAGCGAGGACGAUGAUAAGAAGAAGGCCAAGAAGAAGCGGAACCGAAAUAAUAACAACGCAGGUGGCAAUUCCAAGACCCCGCUAAGCAACAACAAUGGUAACAGCUAUGGCGGACUAACGCCCAAUCCAAACGUCGGUGUUAUUGGCUCGGGUCUGCCCCACAACAAUGGUAAUACCAAUAGUGGUAAUGCCAGCAAUGGCUCCUCGGAUAUCCUGCAACCCAGCGUGGUGGCCACUUUAAACAACAUCCUCAAUCCGAAUAAUGUCCUGGGGUUGGAUUUAAGGGCUAGAGCUGGUAGUUUGUCAUCGAGUGGAGCUGGCAGUGGGUCCACCUCGCCAUCGGCCUCGCAGUCCAGUGGAGAAAUAUCUGUAUCUCCAGUGCAACAAUUGCUGCAACAGCAGCAGCAACAAUCGCUGCUCAUGCAACCUUUGGGCCCCGCUUUCGGCAGCAAUCUUCUGCAGAAUGGAUUGGGUCUCUCGAAGAACCUUCUGAUUGCUCCCCAGCAGCAACAACAGCAACAACAGCAACAACAGCAACAGCAGCAACAGAACUUGCCUGCUUUGGCCAAUAUUAGCAACUUUAAGCCGUUGGCCAGCUACGAGCAGCAGCAACUUGUGCAGCAACAGAAGAACAAGGAGGUCGAACUUUAUUCGGAGAGAGUGCGCUCCACAUCUGGUUGCAAUGGGAUCUUUUCGCGUCGCCUGGACUUUUCGUCUUUCAACUUGCUGCCAAAGACUCGUUUGAAUUCUUAUCAAGUCAAGAUCGAGGAUGAAGGUAAUCAUGGCAACGAUGAGACGCGUCUUUUCAUCCUCUCCUCUCUGGCCCAAUCCCAGAUGAGCCGGGUGGCCUGCAUUUUGUGCGAGGAGCCGCUGCUCGUAUUCGAUCGCUAUCCACUGGUCGACGGCUCCUUCUUCCUGAGUCCCAAGCAGCAUUCCAGCGGCUGCAUUGAGGUUAAAUACGAGGGACGCACGCUCUACUUGACCUGUGUUUGCAUGAGCUGCCUGGACGGAACAUCCAGCAGUCGCGUUAUCAACUGCAGAUUCUGCAAGGAGCCGUGGGAUGGCUCGAGCCUGGUUCUGGGCACCAUGUACGCCUAUGAUAUCUUUGCGGCCAUGCCCUGCUGCUCCGAGAGGUUCAAGUGCAAUAACUGCUUCAAGAUGCUGAUGCAUCCGCAGCAGCGACUGAGCUUCUACAGUGACUACUCGCACGGUGUGACCUGUCCGUACUGCAACACACAGGACACGCACUUCGUGAAGCCGCUGAGCUUCUGCUAUGCCAAGAGCCCGGCGGCGCGACUGCCGACGCUCGCAUAACAUGAGGCCCCGUUGGAGUCGCCCGUGGGAACAGGUGCCACCGCCACUCAGGUGCCAAAUGCCCAGGGCGCUUCAACGGCCUCCAGCUGCAGCUCCCUUGCCAAGCAGCCAGCCAAGCAGCCGCUCUACAAUGCCGCCAUCGAUUAUUCGGCACCGCUGCAGCAGCAAAUUAAUCCGGAUUUGAUUGGAGCCCAUCCGCAUGCCCAGCAGCACCAGCAGCAGGUGCGACAGCAGCAGCAGCAGCAGCAACCACAACAACAGCAGCAGCAACAGCAGACACAACAGCAACAGUCACAACAGCAGCAGCAGCAACAUCAGCCUGCGGUCAGCAAUUUUCAGAGGACCAACUUCCCUCAGCAGUCGCAUAAAACUAUCAACAUGAUGGCCAUGGCAGAUGUGAUGAGCAAGUACCAACAGCAGCAGCAACAGCAGCAACAGCAGCAACAGCAACCGCGGCAGCAGCAACAUGCAACGCAAAAAGGACUCGAGGGCCUUCUACUGACCAAUUCAAACACAAACAACAACAACAACAGCAGCAGCAGCAGCAGUAUUAGUAACUUAAUCAUUAGCCAUAAUUCAGCCAGCAAUUUAGGCACCAAAAUCCAACCCAACUGGGGGCAAAGCGAUGCCAUUUCGGCAUUGUGGGGCUGUUCCAGCAGCAGCAGUGGCUGCUCCUCGGGCAGUGGAUCGCAGCCCUCGCUGAGUCCCACGGCCAGCAGUCAUGGCAACGACAAUAGCUCCAAGAUGAUGUUGUGGGCGACCCAGGGUUCGCCCCAAAAUGCAGCCACACUCAGGGAUGGAUUCAAGGAGUUGCAACAGCAGCAACUGCAUCAGCAGCCGCAGCAGCAACAGCAGGGGCAACAGCAAUUGCCACAUGCUGCCUCGCCCACAGCCUCGCUGACCAGUUCCAGUUCCUCCUCGAAUGGAUGGAGUGCCUCGCACUAUGGCAAGCAGCCCAAUAUCUGGGAGCUGCCGGGUCAAAGGACACCGGCCAGCAGCCACGACAUCUUCACCGAUCUCCUGUGCAACCUGAGCAUCAGUCAGGAUAAUAAUAAUAGCAGCCAGCAGGCCAAAGCCGCCGAUGCCUCCGAUGUCAGCUCGAAUUCCUCCUCGUCGGCUGGGGAACUCCUGGAAGCGGCCAAUAUCUGGAGAUUCCCGGAAUACGCCAACCAACUGUAUCCCGAGGAACCCACUGGCGGAGCUGCCGCUUGCAUGCAGCUCUUCAACGACUAUCUCAACAUGAACUAAACGCAGUGGAUUUAGCAGCCACAACAACACACGCCUGCAGCAUUUGUUACUCUAGCUAAAUUUAAAAAAGAUAUUACAACAAAAAAAAAAAGAAAAGAGUAAGCAGGAGGAGAGAAAAGUUUUAGUUUUUUUAAAUUAAUUUGAUUUUUUAUACAAUCACACACCACGACCACACACAUCUUAAAACCGAGAGAAAACUAUGCAAACUAAAAACAA
Messenger RNA from Drosophila elegans, 3839 nucleotides. RefSeq names its product headcase protein (gene heca). The transcript is spliced from 6 exons. Lineage: Eukaryota; Metazoa; Arthropoda; Insecta; Diptera; Drosophilidae. The record is from RefSeq and is a predicted model, not a curated record.